Anoplophora glabripennis (Asian longhorned beetle) is the source of this 4772-nucleotide messenger RNA. RefSeq names its product guanine nucleotide exchange factor DBS. Lineage: Eukaryota; Metazoa; Arthropoda; Insecta; Coleoptera; Cerambycidae. Gene Ontology annotation, cellular component: cytoplasm. The record is from RefSeq and is a predicted model, not a curated record. The transcript is spliced from 12 exons. Bases 96 to 3302 code for a protein of 1068 amino acids. Gene Ontology annotation, biological process: intracellular signal transduction. Gene Ontology annotation, molecular function: protein binding; guanyl-nucleotide exchange factor activity.
CCAGAAUGCUUACAUUAAAUAAAUUGAGCACAAAGGAAUAUGCCUUACUAAUGAAUUUUUUAACUUAGAUAAAGUUGAUUACAAGGAGACUCGUCAUGGAAACAUUUAAUGUUAUUUUUAAAAAGGAGCCUCUCAAUGUAUGUGAAGAAUUCGAAAUGCAAAAUUCUGUCAAUUUAGAACCGCUGGGGGUAAAUGACGUUGCAGAGCUUUUACAACACCAAUAUGCCAUUAUCUCAGGUGGUAAAUCAAAAGAAGGCUGUCCAAUUAUUACAUUCCCCGACAACAAUAAUUUUCAAAUGAUAUCUGAUGUAGACUACCAACGUUUAAUGAUGUAUUUAACGUCAGUGCCUUCACUCCAAGAUGCAGAUUUGGGCUUCCAUUUAAUUAUAGAUAGGAGAACGGACAGGUGGAACUCCGUUAAAACCGUUCUUCUAAAAAUUUCAGUUUAUUUUCCAGGCCUAAUUCAUGUCGUAUACGUCUUAAGGCCUGCCAGUUUUUUACAGAAAGCUUUAUCAGAAGUCAGCAACAAGUUAUUUAAGGACGAGUUUAAAUUUCGUAUGAUAGUACUGAGCACGGCUGAGGAGCUACAUAAGUAUAUUAGUUUGAAACAACUAACUCCGGAUCUGGGUGGCACUUUACAGUAUAAUCACGAGGAAUGGAUAGAACAAAGAGUCGAGUUGGAGAAGUUUUCGACUAUAACACAACAAGUUUCUAGUGCUUUAGACGAGUUUACAAAAUCUAUUGAGGAAACCGAGUUGCCAAAUAAUGUCGAUUCUACUCAGCAGUUGCUAAAUAAACAGACUGAAACUUAUUCGGAUUUGAAAGAAGAAAUCCUGUCGGCAGCUAAACACGGGGAAAAUUUAUUGUGUAGCAUAAAAGAUAAAAAUAUGUCGUCUUCUAGUGAUGGUAAAUUUGCUCAAAGUUCGGACACUAUUAGUAACGUAUUUGCUGUAGAACGACUACUUGUACAACUAGAAGAAACUGAAAAGACUUUCGACGAGUUCUGGCAACAGCAUUCUACCAAACUGCGUAACUGUUUAGAGCUCCGUCGAUUUGAACAAGACUUUAGAGAAUUACAAGUGAAUUUUGAUUCUUAUUUAAAGACUGUGUCUGAAAUGACGGAAGUAGGGGAGACUGUGAACAGGGUAGACACUCUAAUUAAAGAAACUAAUACUUUCCAAAAAUUGUGUAAUGUAGAUAUAGAAAGAGCAGAAGAAGUUAUUUCGUCUGGUCAGCAUUUGAUCAAUAUAAAAAAUUCGUGCCCUUUAGAAUCCGUAGAACCUAAAUGUAGUGAACUUCUUAGAAUGAGAGAUUUAUUGUUAGAGCGCCUUUCAAGGCGAAUGGACGUAUUAAUUAAAUGUAGAGAAUUAAUGAAGAAAGUUGAAAAGGCCAAUCAGUGGUGUGCCAGUGGUAUAGACCUUUUGGCAUCCCAGAGAAUUGAACAAUGUUCAGCUUCUCCGGAACUGGCAGAGAAAUACUUAAAAGAAACGCAGGACUUCCUUGCAUCUUCCAAAGAGUUCUCUUUAAAUGGUCCCAAGGAUUUUAAAGAUACAUUUCAAUGUGCUACCACACCGGAAACAAAAGCCCUUGUCUCCCAGGUGCUUCAAAGGAUUGAGGAUGUUAGUCUUAUGUGCAAUAAGCAUAUUACUAGUUUAAAUAAAUUGGCUUCAAAACCCAAACGGCCCGUGCAAACUGUUAUUCCUGAACCAGCAGUGCCCAGGCAGCCACAAAUUGGAGCUCCACAACCCUCGAGGGCUGUUCUGAAGAAGGCUUCCACAAUUCCCAAGAUGACUUCGCCGUUGGAUAAUGACCAGAACCCGAAUUUUGUGCAACACGAGGAAAAGACCGUUUUACCAGAAACAGACGAAGUUAAUAAAAUCAAAACAAGGCAUGUUCUAACUGAACUUUUCGAGACCGAAAGAGUGUAUGUAUCGGAACUGUUAUCUAUUAUCAAUGGUUACAAAUUGGAAGCUCACAAUGACGAUAUGCGACACUUGAUACCGCAAGGAACUGAAGAAAAGUUCGACGUGAUCUUUGGAAACUUGGAAGAAAUCUACCAGUUCCACUCAGACACCUUUCUCAGGGACCUAGAAAAUUGCAUAUCGUCUACAGACCUAGUGGCUCUGUGUUUUGUGCAAAAGAGAGAUAAAUUUUUUCGACUCUACAGCUUCUACUGCCAGAACAUCUCGAGGUCCGAACACCUUAGGGAGACCUCGGUGGAACUCCACCAAUUUUUCCAAGCCUGCCAACACAAACUGGGCCACAAACUACCGCUAGCUGCUUACUUGCUAAAACCCGUACAGCGCAUAACAAAGUACCAACUACUUCUAAGGGAUCUACUACGAUAUUCAGACGAAGGAAAAUGUUGCAAAGAGCUGCAACAAGCUUUGGAAUGCAUGCUCGUCGUCUUGAAAUGUGUUAACGACAGCAUGCACCAAAUAUCCAUAACCGGGUUCCCCGUGGAUCUAUCCCAGCAGGGCGAAUUACUGUUGCAAGGUUCGUUCUCCGUGUGGGUAGAAAACAAGAAAGAUUUGAGAUUACGCCUCAAGCCCAUGCGACGCCACUUGUUCCUGUACCAAAAGGCCUUGUUGUUUUGUAAACCCGUCUCCAAGGCCGCCGAGAACAAAGCGACAUACCAAUUCAAACACUACUUGAAAAUGUCCCAGAUUGGCUUAACGGAAUCUGUGAAGGGUGACGCGAGGAAGUUCGAAGUCUGGCUGCAGGGCAGACAGGAGGUGCAUAUGAUACAAGCCGCCAAUUUGGAACAGAAGAACGCUUGGGUGAACGAAAUAAAGAGGGUGCUGUUCAACCAGUUGGAGGAGAUCAAGGGGGAGAAGAUUAAACAGUACGCAGCUCUAACUCACAAGUCUCUGCGUCAAACGACGUCAUGGGAGAAACAGAAGAAUUCUGUGCCAAUAGUGCCAAUUAUAGAUAGCCAUAGGGCUCUUAGUUGCGAGGCGGAGCCCACGCACCACGUAGUCGAAGAAGAAGCUGUCGAGUGUUUGGAAACCGGUAACUGGUCUUCAGAUUGUAGUAAUAGUGAUGACGAAGAUCAUCCGAAUACGGCCGUACCGAGAGGUCAUUACGUUGCUUUAGCUGAUUAUUGUGCGGUUGGCAACAGCGAGGUAAACAUGAGGGAAGGGGACAUUGUUGAAUUACUUAAGGUUGGCUGUGCAGGAUGGUGGUUUGUUAAAGUUAUCGGCAAUUCGGUGGAGGGGUGGGCCCCAGCUGCUUAUUUAGAAAAUUUGCACCGCAAAAGUUCUCGCAGUAGUAGUAGAAGUCAAGAUAGGUUGAACGAGUAGUGCUCAGCCAAUGAAUAUAGUAAUUUUUCCUACAAUAUUUGAUAUAGAGGUUAGUCGAAUUGUACAAAUGUGGGAGAUUUUAAAGCAAUGUGUUGAAUUUCUCUUACCCAUUCCUGUUUGAUCAAAUUAUGUCAAAAACGGCUACUUGAUUUGGUUUGCAAAGUAACAUACUGUUUUAAAAUUUCCUUUCGAUGAUAAUUUUUUUUACAUUUUAAGCAGUUCCGCCUUUCGGUUCUUUUAAUUUGUAGCGUGAUUUUAAGGGAAUUUUAGAAAUUUUGGGGUCAAUCUUUCAGUAUUUCUACAAAUUUUUCUAUAAUGUUUACUGUAGAACUACAAAUAAAAUUGCGAUUUCUUGGCGCAGGGCUGACUAUUUUUUGAUUUUUUAUCUAUGUCCGCAGAGUAAAUCUAAUCAAAUUAAAAGAAUAUCGUUGAAUUCUCAAAUAAUAAACAUAUUCGAGCUGCUCAAAGUGUAACACUUCCACACGGUGUAUUUUAAAAUAGAUACGUUUAUAUUUAUUUAUCAUUGCUUCAGUUAUUUACUGUGAGAACAUGGGUGAUUUGGAUCAAGUUCAUAAAAUGGUGUUUUAAUUAAAAAUUUUUUUUUGCUAGAAAGUAAUUUGUACAAUAUUUUUUGUGGCUUCUUCCAUUUCACUAAUGCUAAAAAUCAUAUGUAUUUUUAUACAAGAACUAUGUUUCAUCUGCCUAAUAAGCAAAUUCAAUUGUUUCUCAAAUAUUUUAUUUUUAUUUUAUUGAUUGCCGCUUCAUGGUAGUUGAAACACGCUCAUAUGACUGUAAUUAUUUACUAUACAUGUGAUUUUUUUUAAUCGUAAUCCAUAUAUUUACUAAUUACCAAAUUAAUCUUGUUGAAUGACAUAUCCACAUUAUUUUCUUAUAUCAGAAAAUAUAUUGACCAAAGUUGUAAUUAUUAAGAGAAAAGAGUUAUUUGUAAAUUCAUGAAGGUUAAGAUACUGAGCAUUUUUUUUAACUGCGUUUACUAAGCAAAGAAUUUGUUAUCCACGGGGCUUGUUGUUAAGGUAUUAAGUGAAAUGUCGUUGUGCCUUGGUAAACGCUAUUUUAGUACAAAUUUUAAUUUUUCUAUGCUUGUUAUAUUAUGUAUAGUUAUUUUUAAGUUGAUACUAGACUGGAUUAUUCUAUAUAUAUAGUAUAUUGUACAAUAAAUUAUUACUCAAAAUUAAUAAAAGUAUUAUGGUGGUGUAAUGACGAACGUCAAUUUUUGUGAUAUUUAUUAUUGUGCUUUAUGCCACUGAAUUAUACUGCAAAACAGAGUUAUAAAAUUGUACUUAUUAGACGGCUUUUUAUUUUUCAAGAAUAACAAUUCAAAGCUUAAAAAGAUAAAAUUGUACAUUUCACAGAGAAUUAUGUAAAAAAUAAGGCACAAUAAUAAUUCAAUGAUUCAAUCCAACCAACACUGUAUAAGUGGUACGUAAUAGCAUUAUAUUAUUUAUUAUA